Molecule: messenger RNA, 678 nt
Organism: Saccharomyces cerevisiae S288C
Lineage: Eukaryota; Fungi; Ascomycota; Saccharomycetes; Saccharomycetales; Saccharomycetaceae
Gene: IRC22
Product: Irc22p
Exons: 1
Coding region: 1-678 (225 amino acids)
Cellular component (GO): endoplasmic reticulum membrane
Source: RefSeq, marked reviewed
AUGAGGUUUUCUAUGUUAAUCGGGUUUAAUUUAUUAACUGCCUUGAGCAGCUUCUGUGCUGCCAUAUCAGCUAAUAAUAGCGACAAUGUCGAACAUGAACAGGAAGUUGCGGAGGCGGUAGCGCCACCUUCUAUUAAUAUAGAGGUGAAAUAUGAUGUCGUUGGGAAGGAAUCAGAAAAUCAUGAUUCUUUCCUUGAGUUUUACGCGGAGGAUACCGCUACCUUAGCCUAUAAUGUUACUAAUUGGGAAGAUACUAAUAUCACAAUUUUUGGUGUCAACGGAACAAUUGUUACAUAUCCACAUGGUUAUCCUGUGGCGGACAUUACAGGUGCGAGUAUUGGGCCUUACGAAAUGGAGGUCAACGGAACUUCAAAAUUCGGGCAAGACGUUACGUUAAAUUUACCGGAAGGACAAUACUUUUUAAUCCCAUUUUUAUUAGCUUCUAGGUUCGAUGAAAUCGUGAGAAUUGCGGCACCACCAACCCUAUUCGAAAUUGUUAGCCCACCUAUUUCCUUUUUCAACCCACAAUUUUUAUCAGUUCAGGUCAUCUUUCUAGCCAUCAUCGGAGGUGUAAGUUAUUACUACAUGAAGUCUAAAACAAAUCAAAGACCUUCCAAGAAGAGUGCCACUGUCAAAAAAGUUGAUGAAUCAUGGUUGCCAGAAACCUAUAAAAAAUAA